Triplophysa rosa is the source of this 2063-nucleotide messenger RNA. RefSeq names its product tropomyosin 4b (gene tpm4b). Gene Ontology annotation, biological process: muscle contraction; actin filament organization. The transcript has 9 exons. Gene Ontology annotation, cellular component: actin filament. Lineage: Eukaryota; Metazoa; Chordata; Actinopteri; Cypriniformes; Nemacheilidae. The coding region runs from base 250 to 1104 and encodes 284 amino acids. The record is from RefSeq and is a predicted model, not a curated record. Gene Ontology annotation, molecular function: actin filament binding.
UGUAUGUGAAAGUGUGUGUGUGAAGGGGUUCAGACAGGGGAGUCUGAGGGUCUCGCCUCCACAACCUCAGGUUUAAACCAUCAACAGCAGCAUUACAUUUCAUAGUACACCCCCCUCUCUCUGGCGUCACUGCGGGUGGACUUCAUCUCCUCAUCUGAAGAGAAAAAGCUCUGUUAUUUCUCUCUCUGCUCUAGAACCUCCAGCAUUCUCCUCGACUCUCUUACUCUCUUCACAAGCACAAAGGGCAGGAUGGAGGCCAUUAAGAAGAAGAUGCAGAUGCUGAAGUUGGACAAGGAGAACGCCAUCGACCGGGCGGAGCAGGCCGAGUCGGAUCAGAAAGCUGCAGAAGACAAGUGCAAACAGCUGGAAGACGAACUGAUUGGUUUACAAAAGAAACUGAAAGGAACAGAAGAUGAGCUGGACAAAUAUUCAGAAGCUCUUAAAGACGCGCAAGAGAAACUGGAACUGUCUGAGAAAAAGGCGGCAGACGCUGAAGGUGAUGUGGCCGCUCUGAACCGCAGGAUCCAGCUGGUGGAGGAGGAACUGGACCGAGCUCAGGAGAGACUGGCCACCGCGCUUCAGAAACUCGAGGAGGCUGAGAAAGCGGCCGAUGAGAGCGAGAGGGGCAUAAAGGUGAUUGAGAAUCGUGCCAUGAAGGAUGAAGAGAAGAUGGAAAUUCAGGAGAUGCAGCUUAAAGAGGCCAAACACAUCGCAGAGGAAGCAGAUCGCAAAUAUGAGGAGGUCGCUCGUAAGUUGGUGAUUUUGGAGGGGGAAUUAGAAAGAGCAGAAGAGAGAGCAGAGAUUGCUGAACUUAAAGGUGCUGAUCUGGAAGAAGAGCUAAAAAACGUAACCAACAACCUCAAAUCUUUAGAAGCCCAAUCAGACAAGUAUUCAGAGAAAGAGGACAAAUAUGAAGAGGAGAUCAAAGUUCUCACUGAUAAACUGAAAGAGAUUGAAACUCGUGCUGAGUUCGCAGAAAGGACAGUCGCCAAACUGGAAAAGACCAUCGAUGACCUGGAGGAUGAACUGUAUGCUCAGAAGCUGAAAUACAAGGCCAUCAGUGAGGAGCUCGAUCAUGCACUCAAUGAUAUGACCUCUUUGUAGAUGGCGUCAUGCCUCUAUAGCGCAUGAAGUGGACAUUUUAAGACUCUAUACGCUGGAAUGUUAUGGAGAUGUUUGUUCUGAAUCUCUCUCUCUCUCUCUCUCUCUCUCUCUCUCUCUCUCACACACACACACACACCACUUGUGCCUUGUGUAUUUCCACUCUUUUAAAGUAAAAAAAGUUUUGAAGUCCAAAUAAAAAUAGAAUAUUUACUUUCUUAAUACACAUUCUGCUAUUCAUCGAAAAAUAUUUGUUUUUAACAUUUUAUGUUGAAUCUUAUGAAGUUACUUUCAAGUGACAUUCAUCCAUCUGCUUAUUCUUUUUCACUCAGAAAUAUAUUUUACAUUAAGGCAGUGAAUGGUUUGUGGCUGCCAAUGUUAUGAUGACUUUAAGAGACACUUUCUCAAGUUUAAUAAAGAUUUUUUUCCCGCUCUUUAAACAUCUGUUUUGUUUCUUUCUGUCUGCUCGAUAUAUUUCCAUCUAAAUAUUUCUUUGUUCACUCAGCUUUGUAGUUCUUCUCUCAAAAGAGGAAAGCACACAACAAUUUCUUUAAAACAAAAGUGAUGAUGAAGUUGUUUGCACUAACACAUACAUUUGGUUACGACACCUAUGGUUAGGAAAAUAAUGUUCCAAUGUGAUGCUGAAACAUGCUAAAAACUUUUGAAUUGGAAGUGUGUGUUUAGUCUUUUUGCAUUUUAUGUGUGUGAUAGAGCAACAGUGACAUUAUGUGGGUGUGUACUUCUGAACCUCUUUUAUGAGGGAAUAUUCCCAUGAUGCAUUGCGAAUGACAUGAUCAAUAUAAGACUAUCCAUUUAUAGCCGUUGUGUUUAAGUCUAAAAAGAUUAUUCCAGUAUGUGAUGUAUCUGAUGUGUGAACCUAUCUUCAAGCUCGGCAAUUAAAACACAAUUUUCAUAGAUUAUUGCUUUAAAUCAUUUAAAAGGAUUUUAAUUCAUGUCUGUAA